AUGGUCCAUCUCCUCGCCCUCCUCGCCCUCUCUGGUCUCGUCCUCGAAAGCCGCUCUCAUCCGGUCGACUGGUUGCGCAAAUUCUCGACCAGCGGAAGAGAGGAGAAUGGCUGGCUCUGGGGCUGGGCGUGGGCCGCUGACGGCACCGUCUCAAUCGUCGACAGAUCGCCUCCAGUGACCUUCCCUGCGCGGCCGGCCUCCUUCGGCGCUGAGCUGGGCGAUCCUCUUCUGGGAUACGUGCUCCCGCUCACUGCCUUUACCGUCCCUUGCGACGAUUUAAACUCAAACCUCACUUCUCACCAUCGCGCUGAUCCCGCCCUUGGUUGUCCGCAACUUUGUGUUCGCGGGCCUCACGAGCCCGAUCCGAGUGAAUCGUGGAUCGCCCUCGUACAGAGGGGAGGUUGUCCGUUUGUCGAGAAGGCCCGGCAAGCACAGCAGCUCGGUGCGCGAGCUGUAGUAGUGGGCGGCGACAGAGACAGCCCGGAUGCGCUGCUGAACAUGUACAGCGAACGCGACUCGUCUGACGUCGUUAUUGCUGCUACCUUCAUCCGUUAUUGGGACUAUGUCGAGCUGCUAUCCAUGAUCUCCGCAUCUAACACGACGCAUUCCGGCAUGAAAACGCUGUCCCUCCUUCUCAGCACGGAGUAUUCAGCAUGGGAAUGGUACUCGCCUAUCAUCACCUUCAUCGUCAUUCUGCUGCUCCCCUCCAUCCUGACGUUCGUCACCUUGCUCGUGCACCGUUAUCGCAUGUCUCGCCAAGCUCAGCGCGAUCGUGCACCCGAAGAGGUCGUCCAUAGCCUCCCUUGGCGAGUCUGGACGGGGACGGGUUGGGAGAAGCAUGAGGCAGCGUUUCCUCGGCCAGACCCCCAGCACGACCCCGCAGCUCCGGAACCAGACGUCGAACAGGGCGUGAACAACCCUACUCCCUACCCCUCUACCUCACACGAUGUCGAUCUCCCCGAGUGGGUCGAGCAGCAAAUGGAAUGUGCCAUCUGCCUCGAGAUGUUUGCGAAAGGUGAUCGGGUGAGAGUGCUACCCUGUCAUCACAUGUUCCAUAUGGACGAGGUGGAUGAGUGGCUUAUCCAUAAGAAGAAACUCGUGUGUAGCGUUGUUGUCUUGCAUAUGCGCCGCCUACUCACCAUUUGCGCUAUCAGUGCCCCGUCUGCAAGAUGGACGUAA
Molecule: messenger RNA, 1179 nt
Organism: Fomitopsis serialis
Lineage: Eukaryota; Fungi; Basidiomycota; Agaricomycetes; Polyporales; Fomitopsidaceae
Exons: 3
Coding region: 1-1179 (392 amino acids)
Biological process (GO): ubiquitin-dependent protein catabolic process
Molecular function (GO): ubiquitin protein ligase activity
Source: RefSeq, a predicted model, not a curated record